Molecule: messenger RNA, 2192 nt
Organism: Pezoporus flaviventris
Lineage: Eukaryota; Metazoa; Chordata; Aves; Psittaciformes; Psittacidae
Gene: MIER2
Product: MIER family member 2
Exons: 13
Coding region: 302-2014 (570 amino acids)
Biological process (GO): negative regulation of transcription by RNA polymerase II
Cellular component (GO): nucleoplasm
Molecular function (GO): transcription corepressor activity; histone deacetylase binding
Source: RefSeq, a predicted model, not a curated record
UGUGAUUUUCUUCUGCAGUCGGAUGCUCUCAGUCACCCAAAGGCCCUGGUUAGUCCCCUGCUUGCUCCCCACCUAAGCUGAGCUUGAUGAACAGCAUUUCCCUGCACAGCAGCCCAGGCAGCAGCAGAUGUCCUGGGUUCUUUGCCAGGCCUCAGCCCAUUCUGCUGCCUGAACUUCCGAGUGAGCACUGAAUGCCAGAGGGCAGGCCUCGGUUGGGCGGCAGAGCCCCCGGGUGGUGCCGUACCCAGCACGCAGCCUAUGUCCUGCAGAGCCCGCCCUUCAGACUGCAGCAGUUGUGUCCAUGGGCUCAGCUGAUCAUCGACUGAACUUAGCAGAGAUCCUUUCACAGAACUAUGGUGUACGGGAAGAAAGGGAGGAGGAAGAUGAUACUCAGGAGAAGCAGAAAUCUUUAGAAGAGCUGGAGAAGAGCUUCAGUGCCCCUCAGCUGGUGUUGUGCUCGGUGAUUGUUCCCUUCCUGAUGAAGCUUUGUCCUCCUCUCGCUCAGAGCAGUGAAAUGCCAUUUGAGGAGCUGCUUGCACUUUAUGGCUAUGAGGCAUCUGAUCCCAUCUCGGAGCAGGACAGCGAGAGCAAUGAUAUUACUCCAAAUCUCCCAGAUAUGACUCUGGAUAAGGAACAAAUAGCGAAGGAUUUGCUUUCAGGGGAAGAAGAGGAGGAGACACAGUCUUCAGCUGACGACCUGACACCAUCCGUCACAUCGCACGAUGCAUCGGACCUAUUCCCAAACCAGCCUGGCUCAAACAACUUCCUUGCUGAUGAAGACAAAGAGCCCUGUUCAUCUCCAUGUGCUUCCUCCAUGGCUGAGGAUUCGGAGGAGGAUUCCAUCCCAUCCAAUGAGUGUAAGAAGGAGAUCAUGGUUGGACCUCAGUACCAAGCCACUGUUCCCAUCCUCCACUUGAACAGGCAUGGGGAAAAAGUGCUUUUUCUGUUAGCCUAUGAGAAUGAAGAUCAGCUGCUUUGGGACCCAAACAUCCUCCCCGAGAGAGAGGUGGAGGAGUUCCUGUACCGCGCGGUGAAGCGGCAGUGGGACGAGCUGUCCAGCAGCAGCCUGCCAGAAGGAGAGAUGGUGAAGGACAACGAGCAGGCUUUGUACGAGCUGGUUAAAUGCAACUUCAAUGCAGAAGAGGCACUGCGGAGGCUACGGUUCAACGUGAAGGUCAUCAGAGAUGAGCUUUGUGCCUGGAGCGAGGAAGAAUGUAGGAAUUUUGAGCAUGGCUUCAGGGUCCAUGGGAAAAACUUCCACCUUAUCCAGGCAAACAAGGUCCGUACCCGGUCAGUGGGCGAGUGCGUGGAAUAUUACUACAUGUGGAAGAAGUCGGAGCGUUACGACUACUUCACUCAGCAGACACGUUUAGGAAGGAAGAAGUACGUCCUCCACCCUGGAGCCACGGAUUACACCGACAAUGACUUGGAUGGGGGUGAAGUUGAAAACUCCACUCGUCCUCGGAGCUCCCCUCCCAUUCCCUCUGGAACUGGCUGCCUGGAUUCCCACUUCAGUCAAGACCAGAUAGCAAUAGAGAGCACAGAGCCCCUGAGCGUGGAGAGCACUGCCUGCAGCCUGGGCAGCAUGAGCGAGUCGGGGCAGGGCUACGAGUGCAGCACUCCUUCGGAGACCAACUGCUCCUUCGACCCCCAGGAAGAGCCAUCCUCAGGCACCCCCUCGGCUCCCUGCCCUCGCCACCCCACCGCCAGCACCGAGCCGCGGCUCUUCCCUCUGCCCCCGGCGGCCCCGGCACAGGCGGAGAAGCAGGAGCCCUUGCAGAGCUCUGGUGGGACGCUAAGCAUGGACUUCCCUCUCCCUGCAGACAUUAAGGAGGCUUUGCCUUUAAUCGCUGGCCCUGUGGAUUUGGACAGAGAGCCAGAGGUGGCCCCUGCGCAAGUGUCCUUAUCGGUCACAGAGUUUGGCCUCAUCGGCAUCGGAGAUGUAAAUAGUUUCCUGAGUGCUCACCAGGCUUGUCCAGCUCCUGUGGCUCGGUCGGAGCCUUUGUCACAGUGAAAGGCUCCGCUCAUGGACUUGUCCCAGACCCAGCAAGGACUUUGAGCUGACUUGACUGAAAUCCGGGAGCUUCCGCUGCUCCCCAGGGACAGUUUGGAGCUGUUGGUCAGAACCCGCCUUUCCAUCCUCCUUGAUCCAAGUGAAACCAAACACCUUUCUGCUCCAGUGUGUUCUGGCA